Messenger RNA from Cylindrotheca closterium, 948 nucleotides. The record is from the annotation of a GenBank genome assembly. Lineage: Eukaryota; Bacillariophyta; Bacillariophyceae; Bacillariales; Bacillariaceae.
AUGGACGACCCGAUCAAAACACGACUUUGUUUAUUUACUACUGCUAAAGACAAGUUCAAGGAUGAUAUCUUUGAAGCCAUUCUUGCAACAGGAUUCCUGUGCAACUGUGAUCGAACGAGAACAGCUCCUCUGAUGCUGGAUCUUCAGACAAACUACUGCAGGGAAGUGGAUUAUUAUCCAAAGUUGGUCAGCAAAGCACAAGAUAUGUUGAAGAUUCACAUGGAUGUGAUCAAGAAUCCGGGAGUGAACAUUUACCAAGGAAAAGACCAGCCAAAUAAAGGUAAAAGUAAACCAAAGGACGAUAAGAAAAAGGCAGCAUGUUAUGUAUGUGGCAAAGAGGACCAUAUGUCUCCAAAAUGCCCAGACAGACUGCUAGCAGAGAUUCAAUGGAAGCAUCCAAAACACUAUGUUGAUUACGGGAAGAAGCUCAAUCUUAAUCGGAUUGGAGCAACUGUCCCAGCUACAGUUCCUGGAACUUCUCCAGCGACAAGUGUUAUCACUGGUGCAACAUCAAGUGUUGCGGGAAGUUUUAACACACCUUUGCAAAUUGCUGGUACUACAGGUAAUCAAAUGAUGCAAGUUCCUUCGGGAAUGCAGCUCAUGCAGAUUCCAACUCAAGGUGGCGGCACUGUGACUGUCCCUUACUCAAUGAAUGCUAAUGGUGAGAUUGCGUUCAGUGGAAUGCAACUCAGCCAACAAGGCUUCAGUGGUGCUCAAGUGCGCCAAGGAUUCAAUGCAACUCAAGCUCGAACUCCCCAGGUUGUGAAGACUGGCUAUUAUGAUAUGUCAAAUGUCUUUCAGGAUGCUAUCAAGGGAAAGGAUGAGAAUGGCAAUGAUGUCUAUCUUAUUCCAUGUCCUACUGGAACAACUAACGUCGAACUUCAAUCUAACUGGCACUAUGCUAGUGAAAGUGAAGACUUGCCAGAUCUUACUACUGAAGCAAAUUGA